AUGUCAAUCAUUCCCUUGGAUCUUUUUAUUUCCGCCGCGCUGCUACUGGCAUGCACCGUGACAGCUAGCCCGCUAGGUGAGCGACAUCAUCGAGGUGCUCUGACAUUUGUCGAGCGCAGAGCAAACUCACGUCUCGCGCUUCUUUUGGAUCGUCUGCAUUAGGUAUGUCUUCACCACAAAGCGAUGCACAUUAUUUGGAGCGCCGUUUGGGCGGUCUGCCAGAAGCUGCGAGCGAAGCGAAGCUUGUCAAGACUGCUCUCGACCGGCAAGCAGUCACGCUGCAAUCCGACUCCACGAGUCCUAGUAAGGAAAAUUCUUCGGUCGCAUCCAACGUGGACAAGCUGCGCAGAGCACCUUUGGAGCGCUCGGACAGACCCAUCUCUCACCGGACCAAGUGGCAGAGUCUGCGAAGACAAAAGAAUGACUUGGAAAAGACCUCCGGUCGAAAUUUACCCUUGAGCCCGCACGAGUGGCGCGAGUUGCGGGCAGGUACCCACGCGCAUGCCGAUCAGUCAGACUCGGGCGUUCACGAUACCGCCACUCUUCCAAGCAUCAACAAACGUGGCUUUUCCUUAUUUGCUCCCACUUCCCGCACAGCAGCAUUGAAGCAGCGCUUCUCCAAGCCUCGAAACGGCGUAUGGCGCGGCAUCAAUAGUCUCAAGACUCUGAGCACCGGCACGGUCGGCACGAUCAUUCGCUCCAUCAAGAGUGUUCAGGCUUCAGCUGGAGCGCAAGUCAGUACGGGAUUAAAGGUCACUCGUCAACCGUGGAGAUUGCCUAGGAUCAGGAUGAAGUUGAGAUUGAAGCUCAAUCUCAAAGUUGGGGCUAAAGCUUCGAUGAAGGACAUGCUGCCUUGA
Messenger RNA from Ceraceosorus bombacis, 857 nucleotides. The record is from the annotation of a GenBank genome assembly. Lineage: Eukaryota; Fungi; Basidiomycota; Exobasidiomycetes; Ceraceosorales; Ceraceosoraceae.